Molecule: messenger RNA, 456 nt
Organism: Rhizophagus irregularis DAOM 181602=DAOM 197198
Lineage: Eukaryota; Fungi; Glomeromycota; Glomeromycetes; Glomerales; Glomeraceae
Source: RefSeq, a predicted model, not a curated record
CAACGAAUUAAAAAUUAUAUAUAUCUAUAUAUAUGACAAUCACAAAAUCAAUAAUGAAAUUCAAAUGCUUAUUGCUAAUUUUCGCCUUUACUAUUGUUUUAGCGGAAGCCUACCCCCCAUGGGGAUUGAAACGUGACGCUGACGCAGAAGCAUUGGUGGCAGUUAAACGUGAUGCGGACGCAGAAGCCAUACCCGCAUUGGCAGUGAAGCGUGAUGCUGACGCAGAAGCAUGGGGGGCAUUUAAACGUGAUGCGGACGCAUUUCUUCCACACUAAAAAUAGAAUAUAUAUUUUUUUGAUUAUCGAUAAAGAAAAUCUCAUGUUUGCUUACCGUUACUAAUUAACAUUAAGUCGGUAGUGUGCUUUUUUUUAAUGAUAUUAUUAUUUCUGAUAUAUUUUUACGUGAUCACAGUUUUCUUAUUUUUCGUCAGUUCACUGUUCACUUUGAAUUCAAAAU